Messenger RNA from Maudiozyma barnettii, 1947 nucleotides. RefSeq names its product syntaxin-binding protein (gene SLY1). The transcript has a single exon. Gene Ontology annotation, molecular function: syntaxin binding. Lineage: Eukaryota; Fungi; Ascomycota; Saccharomycetes; Saccharomycetales; Saccharomycetaceae. Gene Ontology annotation, cellular component: Golgi membrane; cytosol. The coding region runs from base 1 to 1947 and encodes 648 amino acids. Gene Ontology annotation, biological process: endoplasmic reticulum to Golgi vesicle-mediated transport; intracellular protein transport. The record is from RefSeq and is a predicted model, not a curated record.
AUGUCUGAGGAGUUACUAGGUCAGAAGGAGGUGAGUCUUCGUGACAUGCAAGUUGUAGCUGUACUUCGUAUGCUGUUUUUGAACCAAAGUGUUGUAAACCAAGACCUGGAGGACACGUAUAACCAAAGCGAAAUAUAUUGGAAGAUCUUGGUGCUAGACACUCAAAGCACAGCGAUUGUAUCGAGUGUAUUGCGUGUAAAUGAUCUGUUGAAGGCUGGUGUUACUGUUCAUACUUUAAUUCAUGCUGAUAGAGCCUCUUUGCCCGAUGUUCCAGCUGUUUAUUUUGUGGAGCCCACAAAAGAAAAUUUGGAUUUGAUUAUUAAGGAUCUAAAGGAUGAUAAGUAUUCAGAAUUUUAUAUUAACUUUACGUCCACUUUGGAACGUGAUCUCCUUGAAUAUUUUGCUGAGAGUGUAUCUACUACUGGGAAGUCUGAGAGAGUAAAACAAGUGUUUGAUCAAUACUUGAACUUCGUAGUCACUGAACCUGAAUUAUUCAGUUUACAAUUGUCAAACACAUAUUCAGUAUUAAAUAGUCCCAAGUCUAGUGAGGAAACCAUCGAUUUAUUGUGCACUGCCAUCGCAAAUGGUAUAUUCAACGUUCUAAUGACUACAAACUCUAUUCCUAUCAUUAGAGCUCCCAAAAAUGGUCCUGCAGAGAUGGUUGCUGAAAAGCUGGGACAACUGUUGAGGGAUUAUGUUAUGAAUACUAAGACGUCAUCCGUAUCUAUUUUGCCAAACAGCGAUACAUUAGAAAGAUCUGUCUUGAUCCUAUUGGAUAGACAGAUUGAUUUUGCAUGUAUGUUUUGCCACUCUUGGAUCUAUCAAUGUAUGGUCUUCGAUAUAUUUAAAUUGAGUAAAAAUACAAUUACCGUGGAAACAAUAGAUAAAGAGACUCAAUUACCACAAGAGAAAAGAUAUGACUUGGAUCCUCAUGAUUUCUUUUGGAGUCAAAACUCCCAUUUACCAUUCCCUGAGGCUGCCGAAAACGUAGAGAAUGAGUUAAACAAAUAUAAAGAAGAUGCUCAGGAGAUCACCAGGAAGACUGGUGUAGAAAAUAUAGCUGAUUUGGAUCCAAACUCAAACGCCGACACUGUACAAAUUCAAGAGGUCGUUCAGAAGUUACCAGAAUUGACAAAGAGGAAAGCUAUCAUUGAUACUCAUGUCAAUAUAUUCAGUGGUCUAUUAGAACAGUUGGAGGAUAAGAAACUAGAUACGUUCUUUGAAAUUGAACAAGACCCUAACGGUGCCAAGAUGAGAGCAAGUUUCCAAGAAAUCUUGAAUGACGGUAAGAUCAAUAAUCUACAAGAUAAGAUGAGAUCGUUCAUUGUGUUAUAUUUAACCUCAACUGCUGGAUUAUCAAAGGAUUUCAUCCAAGAAGUUGAAGAAUAUUUCAAAAAGAACGAAUUUGACAUCACUGUAUUGAAAUAUAUUUACAAAUUAAGAGAAUAUAUGCAAUUAUCUAGUAAGACUUUACAGAAUAAAUCAUUAGAGGAUGGAACCUCUAACAAACAUUCUACGGAGAAUAAUCUGUCUUUGUCUAGUCUUUACAGUCUUACUGAAGGUAGACUCCCAGGUACUGUUGGUAGCUUGAUCUCAGGUAUUAAGAAACUGUUACCAGAGAAAAAGACUAUUCCAAUUACGAAUGUAGUAGAGGCUAUUAUGGACCCAAUGAAUAGUUCUGAAAAGAACUUGGAGACAACAGAUAAUUAUAUAUAUAUUGACCCAAAGAUUACAAGGGGUUCCCAUACCAAGAAACCAAAGAGACAGUCAUAUAACAAAUCUAUCGUUUUUGUUAUUGGGGGUAGUAAUUAUUUGGAGUAUCAAAACUUGCAAGAAUGGGCACAUUCGCAGUUGCAUAAUUGGAAGAAAGUCAUGUAUGGUGGUACAAACUUAAUUACACCAAACGAGUUCCUCGAAGAAAUUACUACACUCGCUACUGAGAAUUGA